Daphnia magna is the source of this 861-nucleotide messenger RNA. RefSeq lists its product as uncharacterized. Lineage: Eukaryota; Metazoa; Arthropoda; Branchiopoda; Diplostraca; Daphniidae. The coding region runs from base 32 to 682 and encodes 216 amino acids. Gene Ontology annotation, molecular function: nucleic acid binding. The transcript is spliced from 2 exons. The record is from RefSeq and is a predicted model, not a curated record.
AAGAUAGAUCUUUAAGUAUUCCUUGUCGAAAAUGUUAAGAAGGGAACUAAAUGAGGAAGGCAAAUAUUCGAGACUACAAUUUGCUAUCAAAUAUUGCUCUAUGCCGGUAUCAUAUUGGGACUGUGUAUGUUUCUUAGACGAAGCAAGGUUUUGUUUUGACGAUAACGGAUUGGUUUCCUUGCACAAAGGCAGUGAGCGAGUGAACAUUUUGAAUUCUGUCCCUGUUUGUGCCUCAUUGGGAUUUAGCGUUCCAAAUGUCAUAACCAAAAUUAAGGGAAGGAUUGACACAGAACAAUACAUCAGUUUCCUAAACACCUGUGUUUACCCAUCAGCAGUUGAAAAAUUCUCAAAAGAAUCGCCAAUAUUACUCAUUCACGACCAUUAUCCUGUCCAUACGGCAACGGCUGUAAGAAAGUGGCUUCAAAAUCGUUCAAAUAUUGCCGUAUUGACUGACUGGCCAAGGAAUUUUGGUGAUUUAAUGCCGCUGGUGAAUACCUGGAAAAUUAUUGUAGAAAAAGUUAAUGAAUCGCCUGUAACAAUAUCAUCAACAUCUGUAUUGUGGGAUGAAGUAUUUAAAAUAUGGUCAAAUGUUGUUGAUAAAGAGUAUGUAGAUUCAAUAACUAAAUCUGUUUCACACAAACUAAAAGAAGUCGUGAAAUGUCAUGGAGGAUGGACAGACUAAGAGCAAUCACACACAAACAGUAAACCGAUCUUUAGUCUUGUAUUUGUUUUUCCAAUACAAUGUUUGGUUCUGUAUGCCUGUUAAAAAAAAUUUCAUUAACGAUAAGUGGUUAAAAAUUUAUAGUAGUGCUAAGGGAAUGGAGACGUGUUGAAAAUGAGGUUUUGAUUAUGUCAUCAGAU